UUGUGUCAUUAGACUGCAUACGGCAACUGAGGGGAGAUGAACUUGCCUGGCACUUCAAGGGAAUGUCAGAAACGCUUUCCUGGAUCGUGAACUUUUAAAGUGCGUCGCCAGUCGCGUUUCCACACACUGAACUGUACAAUCGCUUGAUUGUCACGAUUGUUUUGACAGUCCCCCCUCUUUUCCCCUUUCCGUUUUAUUUCUCAUUUUUUUUCUAUUGUGAGUGGAUUCGCAUAUCGAAACAAAAGUGGAUUUAACAGACGUUGCGCUGUCCAUCACUUCUCCAAGAUGCUCUUGGUGUCCCAGCAGCUGCUAGACACACCUCGCAUGGAGCCAAUACUGCCUGGAUCACUGAAGAGGAAGCUGACUGGACCCGAGGGCUCUCUGGGGUCGGUGAACGGGCUCUCGGAUGGCCCCAUGUCCCAGGGCAGCGGUAAGCGCCUCUGCCUGGAGGAUGUCACCAUGGGCACCGGCUACCCGCAGCCGCCUUUCUCUUCUGGACCCGGGGUGGGCGGCCAGGGCGGCAUUAACAGCAGAAACAACAAUAACGGGCUGGAGUCCCCGUACAUGCCCACAAAGGUGAGCCCUGCGGGGUCGGCGCCCGGGGGUGCAGGUGGCGGGGGUGGCAUGGGAGGGGGCAUGGCGUCGCCGUUUGGCAACAAUGGGGGCAGCGUGGCGUCCUCGGUGGAGCAGGAGCUGCAGGACAUCCUGGAGGAGCUGACCAAGAAUCCCGACCCAACCCUGCCUGAGCUGGACAUCGAGAAGAUCCUGGGCAGCAAGGAGGACGAGGGGACGGCCGGCGGUGGCCCCGGGCCGUUCAUGCACCCGGACGAGGCCGGCACGCCCAAAUGCUCCCCACCGAGGCCCUCUCACCUGGAGGCCCAUCUGACCCGCUCCCCGGGCUUCCCCCAGGCCGGCUCCCCUCAGGUGGGCCUCAGCCCGGCCGGCGCCCCUUACCCCCUGUCCCACCCGUCCAAGCCGGUCCUCUCGCCGCUCUCGGCCUCCCCCUUGUCAUCGUCCUCCUCGUCCUCGCAGGCCCAGAACCAGGCGCGGUCGCCCAUGCUCUCGGCCGCCCUGUCCAGCCGCGGCGUCCGGCUGGCGGUGCGAGAUGUCCCGUCGCAAGCAGCUCCAGCAGCUAGCCUCCAACAGCAACAAGCACCACCCGUCUGGGAACCAGGGCCCUGCCCCACCACCGCCCCCUCCCUCCCAGCCAGGCAUGCCCUCCUCGGGCUCCUCGUCCUCCUGGGCCGGUCCCUCUCCGCCGUACCGGCCCGGGGACAAGCUCCCCAACUCGUCCCCCACCAGCAGCCCUUCAGCCCAGCCGGCAGCAGCAUCCAGAGCCCCCAGAGCUCCCUCAUCUCCAGCCUGGCUCCAGCACCGGCCCAGGGCCCCUCGCCGCCCUACCGGCCCGAGAAGCUGACCAGCCCGGCCCUGGCUCAGCCGCCGUUCAGCCCGCAGAGCGCCCUGCUGCCCUCCGGGAGCGUUCCCCAAACAGGGGGCAGCAUCCAGGGCUCGCAGGCCAGCUAUCUGGGCCCCGGGGCCACCACAGCGGGGGCCACCCGCCCCUCGCCGCCCUACCGGCAGGACCCCAAGCACGGGAGCCCGGGCGUGGGCAUGGGCGUCCCCUCGCAGCAGCAGAACGGCUCGGCCGUUCAGAACAGUCAGCUGUUCAAGGCCAUCACCUCCAGCCAGCCGGCGCCUAGCAACCUCAAGCUGCUCAUGCAGCAGGGUCAGCAGGGGCCCACCUCCGCAGGACAGUCCGUGCACCAGCCCAUGGCUCCGGGGCCCAUGGGAAAGGGCCCUGGUGGAGGCCCGGACUCCUUCUCCUUCAACAACACCAAGCCCCUGCGCCACUUUGACCCCGACCUGACCGUGGCGGCGGCGAGCCAGCAGCAGCAGAAGAUGGGCGGACCGGCCAGCCUUCCGUCGCCGGCGGCUAGCGGUAACGGUGGCCACGGGCCGAUGGGAGGACCGGCCUACCGUGGGCCCAGCAUGCAGACCGCACCUCCAGCAUCAGCGGCUGUGGCUGCCAGUCACAACCACUUGUUCCAGCAGCGGAUGCAGAGGGCCAUGCAGAGGGGCUCGGGGCCUGGAGGAAUGGUCUGCAGAGAGGACCCAGGCGCUGGGAUGGUUCCUCGGCUCCAGGACCCAUCGUCUGUUUCCACGGCCCGGUCAGAGUAGCUACAACAACAUGCUGCUGAAGUCCCAGCUGAUACGCAAGCAGCUGGAGAAGCAAAGACAGAUGGAGCAAAUGAAUGGAGGCCCCAUGUCAGACUGCCAGCAGGUGAUGCCAUUCCA
This is a messenger RNA of Alosa alosa (allis shad), 2295 nucleotides long. RefSeq names its product mastermind-like domain-containing protein 1. Gene Ontology annotation, cellular component: nuclear body. NCBI's taxonomy places the organism in Eukaryota, Metazoa, Chordata, Actinopteri, Clupeiformes, Clupeidae. The record is from RefSeq and is a predicted model, not a curated record. Gene Ontology annotation, biological process: regulation of transcription by RNA polymerase II.